This is a messenger RNA of Nannospalax galili (Upper Galilee mountains blind mole rat), 2784 nucleotides long. RefSeq lists its product as uncharacterized. The record is from RefSeq and is a predicted model, not a curated record. Gene Ontology annotation, biological process: proteolysis; virion assembly. NCBI's taxonomy places the organism in Eukaryota, Metazoa, Chordata, Mammalia, Rodentia, Spalacidae. Gene Ontology annotation, molecular function: zinc ion binding; nucleic acid binding; aspartic-type endopeptidase activity.
UCUGGGCAGGGGCACCUCCCUGCCAUCGGUAUCUGAAAUUCUCCUCUUCGCGCUGCGUGUCUGUCUGUGUGUCAGUAGAGUCUGUUGUUCAUUGUUGAUCGUUGUUUGAACCAAAGCUUUGAAAUGGGACAAGGAUUAACUACCCCUUUGAGUUUGACUUUAGAUCAUUGGAAGGAGGUGAAAACUCGUGCCCACAACCAGUUUGUGGAGAUCAAGAAGCAUAGAUGGAUUACUUUUUGUUCCUCAGAAUGGCCAACCUUUAACUUAGGUUGGCCCCACGAUGGGACAUUCGAUUCUGAUGUUAUUUUACAGAUCAAAGCAAAAAUCUUCUCUCCUGGACCGAUGGGACACCCGGACCAAGUGGCCUAUAUAGUCACUUGGGAAAAUCUCUCCCUUGACCCACCACCGUGGGUGACUCCUUUUCUCAGUCCUUCACGAAGAAUCCCCCUCCCCUCUGCCCCUAACCCGGACCCUUCGACCACCUCCUUGUGUCCUGUGGUGGUAAAACAAAAGCCUGUUUUGCCCCCUGAUGAGAGUGUUCCUCCGAAUCCCCCUCCCUACCACCCUCCUCCGCAGGCCGCUGCGGCUGUCCCAGACAACGCCCAAGCAGAGGGACCGGAGGUCACUCCCUCCCCCAUUGCGGGGCGUCUCAGAGACAGGAGAGGACAAGGAGAUUCCUCACACAUCCUGCCCCUCCGACUCGCAGGAGGGGAAGGAAACCAGUUACAGUAUUGGCCCUUCUCCGCUUCAGACCUGUAUAACUGGAAAACUCAUAACCCGUCCUUUUCCCCAGACCCGCAGGCCCUAACAGCCCUGAUAGAAUCUAUCCUCCUUACCCACCAACCCACGUGGGAUGAUUGCCAACAGCUCCUGCAGGUCCUCCUAACUACGGAGGAAAAGCAGAGAGUCAUUCUGGAAGCCCGAAAGCAUGUCCCGGGGGCAGACGGGAGACCAACCCAACUGCCAAACGAGAUCGAGGCUGCCUUUCCCCUCACCAGAGCUGCUUGGGAUUUCAACACGGCUGAAGGUAGGGUACACCUAUGUCUUUAUCGCCAGGUGCUUGUAGCGGGCCUCCAAGGGGCAGGAAGACGCCCCACCAAUUUGGCCAAGGUAAGAUCAGUAAUGCAGGGAACUGACAAGCCGCCCACUGUGUUUCUAGAAAGACAGGCAUAUCGGAGGUACACUCCCUUCGACCCAGAUAGCCCCGAUCAGGAAGUAAGUGUUUCUAUGUCUUUCAUAUGGCAAUCAGCUCCUGAUAUUAGGAGUAAGCUCCAGAGAAUGGAAAAUCUGCAGGGGCAAGGUCUUAGGGAUCUCUUAAGAGAGGCAGAGAGGAUUUUUAACAAGAGAGAGACUCCAGAAGAAAAAGAGGAGAGACAGAGAAGAGAGGCAGAGGAUAGAGAGACAGUGAGAGACAAAAGGCGGAAUAAGGAAUUGAGUAGAAUCCUGGCCACAGUAGUAAGAAAGAAAGACGAGGGCAGAGUAGAGAGGAAGGGAGAUUGAGGGCGUGUCCAACUAGGAAUAGAAAUGGGGGGAGACCGAGGGCGUGUCCGGUUAGAAAAAGACCAGUGCGCCUACUGCAAGGAAAGAGGACACUGGGUAAAGAACUGCCCCAAGAAAGAAAAAACCAGCAAGAAGAAAGCUGAGAUCCUCAACCUCGAUUAGGGAGGUCGGGGCCAGGAACCCCCACCUGAGCCCAGGGUAACUCUUCAUGUGGGGGGAGAGUCAGUCACCUUCAUGGUAGAUACUGGGGCGCAACAUUCUGUCCUCACCCAGACGACUGGCCCACUUAGCAAGAAAACAAUACGGGUAGAAGGAGCCACUGGAGCCAAGCGCUACCACUGGACUACAAACAGGGAGGUUCAGCUGGCUUCAGGAACGGUGACUCAUACCUUCCUGCAUGUACCAGACUGCCCCUACCCCCUGCUAGGACGGGACCUUUUAACCAAGCUUGGAGCACACAUCUAUUUUGAAAAUAAGGGAGCCAAGGUUACUGAUUCUAAAGGAGCACCUAUACAAGUGCUCACCCUUAAACUAGAAGAUGAAUAUAGACUGCAUCAUGAUCCCCAUCCUGUCCAAACAGGCAUAGAUCAGUGGCUGGCCAAGUACCCAGACGCUUGGGCGGAGACAGGGGGAAUGGGGCUGGCCAUACAUCAGCCACCCCUAAUUAUUGAACUAAAAGCCACCGCAACCCCGGUGGCUGUCAAGCAAUAUCCUAUGACAGCCGAAGCCCGCCAAGGAAUCAGGCCACACAUUAAAAGACUGCUGGAACAAGGGAUAUUAAUCCCAUGCCGGUCAGCCUGGAACACUCCUCUGUUGCCUGUUAAGAAACCUGGGAGCGGGGAUUACAGACCAGUGCAGGACCUGAGGGAAAUCAACAAGCGGGUAGAAGAUAUCCACCCCACGGUCCCGAACCCUUAUAACUUAUUGAGCACCCUGUCUCCCAGCCACACCUGGUACUCUGUAUUGGACCUAAAGGAUGCCUUCUUCUGCCUAAAGCUGCACCACCAGAGUCAGCCCCUGUUCACCUUCGAAUGGAAGGACUCCGAUCUGGGAAUUUCCGGUCAGCUUACUUGGACACGGCUGCCACAGGGGUUCAAGAACAGCCCCACCCUCUUUGAUGAGGCCCUGCACCAAGAUCUGACUGCUUUCAGGACCCUCCACCCCCACCUGAUUCUGUUGCAGUAUGUAGAUGACAUUUUGCUGGCGGCAGAGACACGGGAAGAGUGCCUAACAGGUACGGAGAUGAAGUCUUUUGCUAGGUUGGCCAGACUGGCCUUCAACUAA